AUGCACGUGGUUGUCAUGGCUGUGCUGUGGAGUCUGGUGCAGGCGGUGGUGCCGGACUGCUGGACUGGGUGCCAACUCGCCAACAUCAGCGUCCCCGUGGAGACGGACGAUGGCAGAAGCUGCUUCAUAGAGACCCAAGCGUGUGCCGGCUUGUGCCACAAUAAAGAUCCUGUGUAUAAGAGCUCCACAGGGGUACGACUGCCAGAUGAGCAGCAGAGGAGCUGCCACUUCCAGGAUUCGUACACCGAGACUCGCAGUUUCCCCGUCCACUGCUACACAGGCUCCAGUUUCGACCUGCUGCUGACCGUCACAAAGGCCCUGAGCUGCGAGUGCAGCUCCUGCACGAACAAAUACGAGUGCGACUCUCUCAGCCCCAACAUGGCCGGCUGCCCUUCCCCUAAGCCUCCGCUGCUGCAGUACCACCUCUGA
Messenger RNA from Clupea harengus (Atlantic herring), 429 nucleotides. RefSeq names its product follicle stimulating hormone subunit beta (gene fshb). NCBI's taxonomy places the organism in Eukaryota, Metazoa, Chordata, Actinopteri, Clupeiformes, Clupeidae. Gene Ontology annotation, molecular function: hormone activity. The record is from RefSeq and is a predicted model, not a curated record. Gene Ontology annotation, cellular component: extracellular region.